Molecule: messenger RNA, 1915 nt
Organism: Tribolium castaneum (red flour beetle)
Lineage: Eukaryota; Metazoa; Arthropoda; Insecta; Coleoptera; Tenebrionidae
Exons: 6
Coding region: 127-1551 (474 amino acids)
Source: RefSeq, a predicted model, not a curated record
UCCGUUUUGUUUAUUUUGCUUGCGCUUUGGCGGGUUUUGAAUCAACGGAGCAGGGAGGGGUUGUUGCGUUAGUGCCGUGUCUGGGCGGGGGUUAAAACUUGAAAUAAAACCGUUUUUAUUUACAAAAUGCAAGGAAACACUCUGAUUUGUGGUUACUUGGACGUGAAAAUCUCGGCGAAAAGCAGAAGAGGCCUCACACCGUGGAAGGCAUGGCAAAAGCAGUGGUGUGAGUUAAAACGUCUAGACAAUAUCGAAAAUGGGGUGGAAUUGAAGCUGAAAUCGUCAAUGGAAGGCUCAGUCCUCAACUGUCUCCUUUUACCCAGGUCGUCGACCAUUUGCCGGACGGAGUCCCGCACCAAGCAGUACGCUUUUGGGGUGUUUGCCAUGGGGCGAACGCAAAAGCCGCUGUUGUUCCUGUCAGGGGCCAGUGAAAGUGAUGCCCAGGACUGGAUUGCCUCGAUUAGGAAAAUGCUGUGUGUGGCUUCCUACCUGCCAGUGGGUGAAUCGAAUUUUCACGUUUCUGUGGUCGACAACGUCCAUUCCAGAGCUGCAGGGUUGGUGGGGCUGCAUGGUGUGCUUGGGAGCAAUUCACAGGAAAUUGUUAUUUCCGACCCAUGCACGGGUGAUCCGAGACUGUGCUGGUACUGGCACCAGUUCCACCAGUUCCAUUUUCAAGCCCCGGCACAUCCGGUCGAUGAUAAGCGCAUCAUUGUGAUGCAUACGAGUGGUGAAUUUCCUGCCGGCCCAGGACAGAUUUACCUUUACUGCGAGCAAGGCUCUCGCCUUUUAAAUCAUUUAGUUACACGAGGAAAAAGAACCAAGACAAGCCCCGGUUUAAAAUCCUCGAAGCGACUAAGUCGCAGCGAAGGUGAUCUUUGCACCAACACAACCACCUCAGACAGUCCGGUCUGCAUCCGGAGUCAAACCGGAAGCGACGAUUCCGGAGUUCGGGUCUCCAUAGCUUCGGACGAUUCGGCCUAUUUGCUCAAACCAAAGACUGCUUCAAGCUUAAUCAGUAUUGGCAUGGGUGUGCUGACGAAAACACCCGGUGGAAGCGAGACAAACGACGACUCUUUGCAAGACUUGACAGCUCUUGAAGACCAAACGAAGUGUGGUUUACCGCGCCGCGAAUCGGGGGUUUCCCUGGCUUCGGGGAUUUACGAGGAAAUUUCCGAAGAUGCGGUCAAGCCGCUGACUAACCAUAUCUACGAAAACCCCAUCGAUUUAAUUUUAGAUAUAAAUUCGAAGCUGAAAAAGCACGCGAAACCGCCGCCUUUACCACCGAGAAAGUUCGAUUUUACGAAACGAUUCUCCGAGCAAUACAAGCACCGGUGUAACACUCUCCCAGCCAAGGACUUGUCGAAAAUAUCGCAGAUUUUCACGUCGGACUCCGAAUACGUGGUGAUGAGUCCGUCGAAACUCCCCGACAAAACCAAAGAAAAGUCGAAAAUUAGCACAAUUGCGGAGAGUUUGUACAUGCCGAUGUCGCCGGUGAUAAGUCUGAAGAACAAAAUCGAAAAUUGCUACAUGAUCAUGAACGGGAAAAAAUAAUACAUAUCUGGGAAUAUAUCAAGUACAAAAGUUGGACGAAAUUUGCCAUUGCUCAAUUUUUUGAUUGGAACCAAACUCGAAUCUCUUGAGUGCUCGUAUACUGAUCAAUCUUUCAAUGCCUUGCUUCUUGCCUUUUAUUGUUGAUUGUUGUUGUUAUCUCUGCGCCUUGGUUGCGAAAAGACGGAUCGAUUUUGUAACAUUUCGACCAGAUUUUGUUGUUUUGUGAUCUCGUGAUCGGUGUUUUGUUACUUAUUUUGUGGGUGGUUUACCGAGGAACGAAGCCAGUAUUAUGCCCUGUAUACUCGUUUUGUAAUAACAUUAUUGAAAUAUUUAACCAAAGCUUAAUAAAGUUUUUUUUAUAUUA